AUGUGUAUCGUAUUCACCUGUGGCGAACAUACUUUCAGGAAGCAGGUCGAAGGAUACGAGGGCGUUGUCUGUCAGUGUCACAAUUGCGGCAACUACAGCGGCCAUAUCAUCAAGAGCCACCCGUGGUUCACCUUUUGCUUUGUGCCCCUGAUCCCCCUCUCCUUCCACGGCUAUGUGGACAUCGUCUGCAACAUCUGCAACUUCGCGCAGCCGCUUGAUGCCCGCCCAGAUGUUCAGUCUAUGAAAGGGGAGACAGGAGGAGGUGCUAGUGGUGUUCCCUUGCAGCAGCAGCAACAGCAACCUCAAGGACCGCCACAGGGCUGGAACAACCAGCGCCCUCAGGAGGGAGGCCAGAACCAGGCACCUAUGAGGUAUGGAUGAGGGUUUGCAAUUUGCGGAACCUGUCCACUAUCGAGGACCAUGUUUAUUCUGGGCGGCGUAAUGGCGUUGCGAGCGUGGUGGAGGGUUCGCGCCUUAUCAAGUCGAGCUUGAGCUUCAGGCUUUACUGGUUGAUGCUCGCGUGCUUGGGAAGUGCUUCUGAUUCUGUAUACCCUUGAUAAGAAUGAUGAUGAUACAGCAAUUAUCUUAAUGAGCUUCGGAAACGAGGUUUCUCCCAGCUGUGGUGUUGUGCGUCAAGUUCUCGCCAGAUGUGUCUCACUUUGCAGCCAUGGACAGCCAGCCAGCCGGCCAGACGUGUCGUUUGCAUGAGUCUCUCUUCCAGACAAUAUGAAUCCCGCUCCCUCUUG
Messenger RNA from Cryphonectria parasitica EP155, 746 nucleotides. RefSeq lists its product as uncharacterized. NCBI's taxonomy places the organism in Eukaryota, Fungi, Ascomycota, Sordariomycetes, Diaporthales, Cryphonectriaceae. The transcript has 2 exons. The record is from RefSeq and is a predicted model, not a curated record. Bases 1 to 381 code for a protein of 126 amino acids.